AUGCAUCGAAAUGCUCGGGGGAAUGUGCCCGGUCCAUCGACCCUCCGUCAGUCCAUAGGGACGACGAAGUCCGACCGAGAUCGCGACCGAGUCCCCAGUAUAGAUGGCAGCGGUCCUAGAACCCCGGACACGACCACGAGCAACUCCACAACGAGGCACAUGCAUCAUCAGUCUCAUUCCAGAACUGGCCGCCAGGAGCGGAGGUGCACCGUCACCGUCAAUGAGUCCUUCUCCCGCGACGAGGUACUCCUCAACCUGGAUCUUUUCGACAAUGGCAUUAAGCCCGGCAGCCUCAUGGCCAUCGAGGUGCCGCCCGAGAAGUCGGGUCACUCCAGCCUGCGGAAGAUGCCGACUCAGGACCACAUAGACAGGGAUGACAGCUCGAUGGACGCAUCACAGAGCGGUAGCACCACAACCACUGACAGACGCUACUUGUUCAUCGUCAAGGACAUGUCCAAGGAUAUGAAGCUGCGCCACCCCAAAGUAGAGCUGUAUGUCGCCAAGCAUGUUGCUGAGGCAUUCGGCAUGAAAAAGGGUGGUCAUGUCUACCUGGUUCCAGAGGAUGCCAACAACCCAUCAAUAGAGGCUUCACAUGUGGAACUGUCCUUCAGAGACCAGUACCUCUCGCGAGCCGACAUGUGGCGAAUGGCCGUCGGGGAGUUGUCCGAGCGAACCGUCUACCAGGGACAGGUGAUAUACUUCCUGGGAACCUGCAAGGCUCAGGUCUCGGCAGUCUUUGUAGAAGGGCGUAAAGUACGCUCUGCCUUCUUCGGCCGACACACGAGGCCCAUAUAUCGCAGCGAGUCGGCUCGCUACAUACUCUUCAUACAAAUGUCACGCGAGAUGUGGGAUUUUGACUCUGACGGCUCUGGCGAGAUCAUGUUCAACAAGGUGGUUAAUGGCUUCCUGCCUGCUCUCUUCAAGAAGUGGAUGGCGUUAAAGCUCAAGCAUCUGGUCAGCAUUGUACUCUUUGCCCGGGUCGAAUACGACACUGGCAUAUCCACCGAAUUCGCCGAGACAGCUCUGCAAGAUUCUUACUUUACCGGCACCCAAAAGUCCGGAAGCAAGCGCCCAUACAAGGACUUUUACCGAGUGGUAGUUAGCGAAAAGACCAGUGUCGAAUGGACGAGCAUUCUUUAUCACCUCAAACGAGAAUUUGGAAUCUUCCGACGAGACAUCAGUAUUCAUCAUCAACAGGCGUUAAACCCGAUGCAGAGUGUAUCAGAAGAAGGGGCCACGAAACAGCCGUACCACAGGCAAAUCAGAGCCGAAUCCUCACUCGCAACCCAUGGAAACUUUUUGGAGGCAAUCAAUCUCGCGUCAACAGUCUAUGCCCAUGACUACAUCGACAGAGACUUGAUGAGAACUGGCAUUUCGGUUGUUGUCAUCAGUCCCGGUGCUGGUGUUUUCGAAGUAGACUACGAGGAGCUCCGAAGAACAACAGAGGCCCUUGUUGGAAAUGGCAUAGGCAUAGACUUGAUCUGCGUCCCCAAGAUCCCGCUACAUUCAGUGCCACUUUUCCGGUACAAAAAGGUGCCAGAGAAGGGGAGACGCCACUCCGAAAAGAUCAAACCCCAUUUCAACGACGGUAGCACGCCCAAGUAUCAUACACCUGCUAUCGGCAGUUACACCAGUGCCCUUGGAUCCUCUCUCUCGCCGACCAAAAACAUGAGUGUGCCCCCUCGUGCGGAGCCUUCCUUGAUGUCUCAUGCUAGCAACGACGAAUGGAGCUACGCUUUACCACAAUGGCUGCACGUAUCAUACUGGACGGGCAACUCUGACGAAGCACUCUCGUAUCAGGGCAUAGCGCUCUCGGCCUCGGAUAACACUUGUCAGGAUUCACAGGAUGAGUUUGCCAUCAGGUGCAGGAUGUAUGAUCUUCAGAUGAGGAGCGUAUUGGAAACGAACGAGAUCGAAACAACACCGCUUCAUGCCGAUCCGUCGUUCCCACGAAAGCUCAUUCAACCAUUACCUCUCGCAAAGUUUAGACGCUACGACGUUGACGGCAUUACGUUGAUACCAAACUUGCGCCACACAGGUGGCCUAGUUGAUCACGUGUCCGGAUUUCAAAAAUUUGCGCCAGACAAGCAUGCUAAACCAGGGGAAAAGACGACCUGGAGGCACCUUCAAGAAUACGAUGACACCAAAGCACACCUCCCAGCUUCUAGACGCCACUCGGGCUUUCGACCGCGGGACAAUGGCGAUAACGUCCGGAUGCAUGGGGUCGAAAGUGGCAGUUACCUCGGGGCAUCUAUGAUCUCGGAGAGGCGUGUAUCAGUUAAUUAUCACCAAUCACCACUCCCCAGUAUAAACUCAAAGUCAUCCUCGGGCAAGACUCCAAAAUUCAUGCGACAGAUAAGCCUCGGUCAGCGAGGAUUUGGCAUUGCCGCACCCAAGGUCGCUGUCGCAGAGGUGCAGGUGGAGAACGUCGCGGCGGCAACAUCGAUGGCGAAUGUAUCUGGAAGUCGUAGUCCGCUGCCAGUGCGGAUGACGCCAAUCAAGUCAUAUUCACAGCCUCCCCAAUCGCCUCAGGCACUGACCGCAAUUCGCGACUCACCAAUUGCCGAAAGAGCUCAAGAGUCUGGCCGCUCCUCUAGACUCACCCCAAGUCGACCUAUACAUAUCAGGAAUAACGUGCAAUCCUCAGACUCGACACUGUUCGGCACGGUUGGAACUAUGAUCUCAUCAUCUGUCAUUCGUCACGCAGGCCCAGGCCCCGAUGUGCCAGAGAUCAAGUACUCCAACGCAUUGAGGGCAGAGGAUGCCCAGAAGGUUGGCAUCUCUAAACUCCGAGCUGGAGAACUGCCGGACCAGCAAGCCACUUUGUCCCCCAGCGCAGCCGUGUCACCAUGGCUCACAGUUCUCAACCCUUGCAACCCCGAGGCGAACAAGGUCGAUGAGACGAACCUCUACAGUCGCUGGCAACACGUCUUUCCACGACCGUCUGAAAUGAGAGUGAUGAAGUGGAAGUCAUUAUGCACUCCUGCUGCUGUUCCCUUGACUACGGAACAUUUCCCUACCCAAGCUCAGUUCGAUUCGGAAUACCAAAGGCAACCGUAUAAUGUGUCUCAGGAGUUGGACGAUGAGCUAACAGAAGAGGCAAAAACCCGAGAAGAGCUACUCAAAGAGCUGAUCAGCCUACGUUUCUCUCAAGGCUUCCAGGUCGUCGUUGGUCAAGCAGUCGCCAAGGCGUUUGGACAGAAACAAAUGAAAAUAGCAGACAUCUUGUCGAGAGAUCAUAGUGCCGAGGAUGGAACCAGCAUCUUCCUCUCUGUGGGUAACACCAUUCAUCAGCUAUCCUGUGUCAAUGGAACCGAGGUCGAGGUCAAUAUUUUUACCCGCAAGCCAGCUUUGCAAGCUUCCAACAUGGCGCAACCUGAAGUGUAUAAACCUGCGAUCCGCACAAUCAUGGAUGAGGACUACGUUGCUACAGAAAUCGACAUUGCGACCCCCAAGCCGGAGCGGAAUUGGAACUACAUAGACUCAUAUGUUGCCGGCCAUGACCUUGAGCUGUCAGAAAGCUUCCGAUUUUGGAGAGCUCGUUUUGUCUUGAUACCAAUUGUCAACAGAACUUCACUCGACCCGGUUGCGGGUGAAAAGGAAGAAGAAACUCGCAUCGAAGGCAUUCGACGACUGGGUAAACUCUGGCAGAAGCAUCGCUAUAUACCACCCUCGGAUCGACGAUUCCAAGAUCUCGGGCCUCGGCAUAGAAAGGACCCCAACCCUUUGGAUAUUGUCUACAAGACGGAUGAUCCAUCCGUAGUUAUUGCCGCCGAGCUGGAAACAUUGCCUUUACUAGAGGGACUGGAAGCGGGACACCGUCGGGCACAACUUGUAACCAACAAGCACCAGUUCCGCAAAUCUAGCCUCAAUUUGGCACAAUUGGCCGAAGCUAUCCAACAGCCUGUUGAGAGCGGUGGAGUUCGGAUGCAGAAUCGCAGAUGGCAUCUCCGCUUACACUACAACUGCUUUAUUGGCUCCGACAUGAUUGAUUGGAUGUUGGAUAAUUUUGAGGAUCUGGAUAGCAGAGAAGAAGCCGAAGCACUUGGAAAUGUGUUGAUGAUAUCGGAUGAGGACAAGCUCAAGGACAAAGAAAAAGACAAGGAUAAAGAAAAGGACAGGGACAAGGAGAAAGAAGGCAGUACCCGGAGAGAAUCCGGGAUUUUUGUUCACGUUGAGAAGCGACAUCGCUUCAAAGACGGGCAGUAUUUCUACCAGAUCAGCAGCGAGUUUGCCAAGCCGCAGCCCAGCACAUGGUUCAACCAGAGAUGGCGGGAUGCCUCUGUGCCUUCCACCCCGAUCUCCGAGCAGCCGCCUCGAGAUAUCAUCAGAAACAGCAUCUCUCAGACACUGAGCGAAGAGGAGUCACUUGCUUCUGGUACGACAACUCCGACGGCCCCAGUACUACCUUCAGGAGGCAAUAAGCCCCGGGUAAUGCUCAGCAAGGUCAUGAAGUACGAUGUCGAUCACCGCAAGAGGUCUUACCGGCCGGAACGUAUUGAUCUUCACUAUGAUCGCCUACAUAAUCCCGACAACUGUUACCACUUGCGCAUCGACUGGAUGAACGUUACUGCAAAGCUCAUUGAGGAUGCCGUCGAGGGUUGGGCCAGGGAGGCGAGCUUAUACGGUAUGCGGCUAGUCGAGGUCCCGAUUGCCGAGGCAUGCACCAUCAGCGACGUUAAUCCAUUCAGGAAGCCCUACCCUAUCAAACUUGCGGUGCCGCCUCCUGACAGGCAGCCUGUCAGUUUUUAUGACCCGACGUCGUUCUCACCCCUAUCCCAACCAGCUAGGCUAUUUUAUCAAAAAGCCAUUCUGCGCAAAUUCGACUUUGUGCUCGAUAUGGAGUCGGCAUCCAGCUUCCCCAGUAACGUGGAUGUGACUUAUUCGUGGGGGAAGCCUGAUUUCAAGUACACGCAGUAUAUCCAUCGUUCGGGGAUCUUGUUAGCCGAGAUCACUGACGAGGGGGACUUCCUCAUCCUUGCGAACCGGCUUUACAGUAAUCGGGCACAGGCCGCACGCGACAAGGAGAUGCGCAAGGAAGAAGAGCAACAGCAGCACAAACACAGGAAGGGUGGCGUUGGCGUUGGCGGUAACAGUGGGCUGGCUGGACAUAUGCACGUCGCUGACCUCACGCCACUGUCCUCUCCCCUCUUCAGGGCCGUCAAUACGACAGGGUCUCCAAAGCCGGCUGGCCAGGGUGCCGUGGGAACAGGCGGCCCCAGCAGUAAUGCAGGACUAGGCGGAGAACACAAUGUACACUCUGCGCUGAUAAAGUUUUCCCUGGACGAGCCCAACUCCAUCAGAGUCGAGAUGGAGAAGUUUUGUCACGACCCGGCCGCGCUCGAGGCAUUCUACAGCGAAAUUCUGGAGAAAGCGUCGGGGCCGCAGCCUGCGUCGUCAAUCAUGGCGCCGACGAUCAUAUCCCAAAGCGGAUCGGGCACGGGUCCGGUUGCGGAUCACAACAUCCCGAAUUUCCCAUCUGGAGGGUUACCGCAGGGGCUUCUAUCGUCUUCAGUGGCGGGGGAUUCGUUAUCUGUCAUUCCGAGCCCGGUCCAGCAGAGAGUCCAGAGCCCGGCUGUGCUGGCGGCGUCGCAGUUGUUGAGACGGGGCAGCGUACAGUACUGA
Molecule: messenger RNA, 5625 nt
Organism: Pyricularia grisea
Lineage: Eukaryota; Fungi; Ascomycota; Sordariomycetes; Magnaporthales; Pyriculariaceae
Exons: 1
Coding region: 1-5625 (1874 amino acids)
Biological process (GO): positive regulation of autophagy; negative regulation of TORC1 signaling; intracellular signal transduction
Cellular component (GO): GATOR1 complex
Molecular function (GO): GTPase activator activity
Source: RefSeq, a predicted model, not a curated record